UACAACAAACUUCAAGUUAUUUUGAUUAUUUCACUUUCAAAACGAUAUACAGGGUUCGAUUAACUGUGUAAUUAUUGCAGUUACUAGAAGUCUAUAAAUGCCGUGAGAUGUCGAUUUUUGUCGCGGAUGUUAAAUCGUGUUUUGGUACUAGAGUUUCCGUAAAGUCUCAUAAUGGGUUCUGUAUACAGCAGUCUUCGAAGCUAUUAUUUGCGCUGUUUGAACAUCCAUCACAAGCCUGUAGAAAAGCCGAGAUCUUCCGACCUUAAGCCACUUGAAUUCACUGUUAAUCCAGAAAAUUCCUUUGCAAUUCGACUGUUGAGAUCACUGAUACAGCCAUCUGACCUGCUUGAAAAAAAUAUCCUAGUUAGUCCGUGCCAUGUUGAGGUGAUACUAGCAGCGCUGUUGCCGAGAAUCGACGGAGACAUCAGGGAUUUACUGACGGAACUAUUGUGUCCGAAUGGAAGGAGUUAUGAAGAAUUUCUUAAAACCUUGGACGACGCCGUCCUAGAAGGCUUGAAUAUUGUGUUUUAUGAUGAUACAUACUCUAUGGUGGAUCAUUCAGCGGGACAAUAUAUCGCCCAGGUGGAAUUCAUGAAAGCUGCUUUUCACAGCAAUCCCGAAGAGGCUGCAAACAUCAUCAACCGCAUUAUUUCCAGCAAAAUUAGUGCCAAUGCCAACCAGUUUUCUCCUGUAGUCACAUCAGAUGCCUCGCUAAUUCUGGUCAGCAUUGUACAAGUUUCCGGCAAAUGGGAAAGCCCAUUUCGCACGGGAGAUACGCAGACUGGGACCUUUUACGGCCUUAAUAAAAAGGAGACGCAAGUCCCACUGAUGAAAUACGAGUCGUGUUGGGUGCGUACGUAUAAUGUUCCUGGAACUGGUGGUUGCCAUAAAGCGGCUGGACAUCCGCAUAUGGUUAUAAUGGAUUUAGCCGGCGGAACGUAUUGCGUCAUGAUUAUUCUGCCGUCAGUGGACGAAGAAAUAAGUCAAAUAAUGGAUAAAUUCCAACAAAUUCUGACCAUUGAAACCCUGUUAAAAUGGCGCGAAAAGGCAUACGGAAACGAUGUCGAUAUUGUUGUGCCCAAAUUCCGCCUGCGUCACACCACUGAUUUGAAAUCGUGCAUGGAAGUGAUGGGUUUGGACGGGCUGUUUACACCAUCAGUUAGCACGUUUAGACCAAUGUCUGGGGAAGAAGAAGUGAACGUCCAAGAGUUCAGGCAAGAAAUCAUAAUAGGUCUUGACGAAUAUGGGCUGAAUGCAUCCCCCUUUUCUCAACCCCGAUAUGUGCCGGGACUUCCACUGACUAAUCCAAACUUUGUCGUCAAUAGACCGUUUUUGUUAAUUGUUUGGGACGAAUAUAAUAAUAUUCCUGUUAUUAUUGGGCAAAUAACCGAUCCUAUCAGUAUGUGAUCACUGAUCGUCCUGUGAAACUGCACGGCGCAGAAUUUGGGAUCUCCUUUGUGUCAGAGCAAGCUGCUGUAGAAAUAGCACUGGUAGGGAUAAACCACAUAGGCACUUGUCCAGUGGCACUUGUCCAGUGUCUUGAUUAAUGGAUUUUAGA
This is a messenger RNA of Paramacrobiotus metropolitanus, 1558 nucleotides long. RefSeq names its product alpha-1-antitrypsin homolog. Gene Ontology annotation, molecular function: serine-type endopeptidase inhibitor activity. The record is from RefSeq and is a predicted model, not a curated record. Bases 172 to 1407 code for a protein of 411 amino acids. The transcript has 2 exons. Lineage: Eukaryota; Metazoa; Tardigrada; Eutardigrada; Parachela; Macrobiotidae.